Lactuca virosa is the source of this 597-nucleotide messenger RNA. The record is from the annotation of a GenBank genome assembly. NCBI's taxonomy places the organism in Eukaryota, Viridiplantae, Streptophyta, Magnoliopsida, Asterales, Asteraceae.
AUGGAUUGGUAUUCAUGGUUAUCAAAAACAAAUUUAGACCCGUAUUUAGUUUAUGAAUAUGGAAGAACAUUCACGCACAAUGAGCUUCAAAGAGGAGACACGUUGUAUUUCAACCAUGAGUUUCUUCAAAGCAUGGGAGUCUUGGUUGCCAAACACAGGUUAGAAAUAAUAAAUCUUGCAAGGAACAACAUAGGAGGGUGUCGCAAGAACGGUUUCUCCAAGAUCGUGUCUGCCAUUGUGAAGACAAGAUUGCUUCUCUCCAAGAAACUUGGAAGAUUUGUUUCAAGUAAACGGUCGGUUAAUAGGCCCAUGAAUCCUUUUCGACCACAGUGGCCGAGUAGUAAUUUAAGAAAGAACAUGGGAUUUGGGGAGGUUAAGGAAGAAAAAGGGAAGAAAAUGAUGAAAUCUGGACCCUUGGAUGGAAGAUUAGAUGAGAGUUGUAUGACUCCAAAAAGGGUUUUUAGUGUUUCCGGGCCGAUGGAUGUGGGGAACAGUCCAAGGAUUGGGAUUCCGUGUAAUAUGAUGAAUUCAGGUGGUGAAGACGAUGAGAUGUCUUCUAUUUGGUCUAUGAUGUUUCAAGAUAUGAAACCUACUUGA